Messenger RNA from Daphnia magna, 3316 nucleotides. RefSeq lists its product as uncharacterized. Gene Ontology annotation, molecular function: ATP binding; protein binding; protein kinase activity. The record is from RefSeq and is a predicted model, not a curated record. NCBI's taxonomy places the organism in Eukaryota, Metazoa, Arthropoda, Branchiopoda, Diplostraca, Daphniidae. Gene Ontology annotation, biological process: protein phosphorylation. Bases 11 to 3160 code for a protein of 1049 amino acids. The transcript is spliced from 5 exons.
AUAUUUUCUUAUGCAGUUCAUCCAAAUCCUUAUUUCGGUCGCCUCAGAGGCAAUCAAACUUGAAAUGUCUUCGCCUGUUUUCUCAAGUCGUGUUGUAAAAUUAGAUGGCAUUAAGUUUGAUCACAAAGAUUUUUUAGGGAAAGGUGGUUAUGGCUCAGUGCUUCGUGAUGGCUCAUUUAAAGGUCAAAAGGUAGCAAUAAAAAGAAUCGAGGUGAUCAAAGACAUGGAUCUAUCGAUGGACGACCAGUUUAAAACUCUGUCGCAGUUAGAUCAUCCGAAUGUUGUGAAACUUCUUCACUGUGAAGACGACAACGACUUUAGGUACUAUACAUUAGAAUCAUGUGUCGCCUCGUUAGGUCAACUGUUCUUGAAGUCAGAUGACUCUCAAAAAUACAAUGGACACAUGCCACAUCAUGUCGAAGCACUGCUUCAAUUAGCUUUAGGUCUUGAACGCAUCCAUUCAAAGAAUUUAAUUCACGGAGACAUAAAACCAGAAAACGUCCUUAUUUCGGUGGGAUCUGCUGAGCAAGAUGAGAUAACUCUCAAAUGGGCAUAUUUUGGACUGACGAGACAUGCCGAUGAACGAGGAACAGAGACGAUAAAUCAAACAAGGGAUAACAACGCAUGGUUAGCGCCUGAGGUACUGUUGCUUAAGCUGAGCGGCAAUUCACAAGAAAACAAGUAUCAAAGUACCGUAAAAAGCGACAUCUUUGCACAAGGACUUGUUUUCGGUAGUCUAUGCUUAAAUGGCGAACACCUCUACGGUUCCAUGGAAAAUGAAAAUGAAAUUUCCGGCAAUAUAAUUCACAGAAAUCCCGUCAAUAUGCCAAAAAUGGAUCGCAAAUUACGUAACUGCUAUGAGGAUGAACUAUUUAAAAAGAUGUUGGAAAACGACCCUGCAAAAAGGAUGACAUCGAAGGAAGUUGUCGAUCAAUUGAAAUCCAUCAAGGAUAAGCUUGCUGGAAAAGAAAAAGAAUUGCUUCGAUUAUGUGGACGUGACACUCAGUUGGAUCUAACGGAGCAAAUCAAAAACUUAAUUCUUUUCGGAAUCAACUUAAAUGCAAAGGACAACGAUGGAAGUAAUGCGCUUCAUCUUUUGUGUCGCUACUAUUCAAGCUCAAAACUAAUCGACGCGAUUAAAAUCGUAAUCCAAAGCGGAAUCAACGUGAAUGCAAAGGACAAGUGCGGACGGAACGCACUUCAUUAUUUGUGUCGAUUCAAUUUAAGCUCAAACUUAAUCGACGCAAUCCAAAACUUGAUUCUAGCCGGAAUCAACGUGAACGAAAAAGGCAACAAUGGAUGGAAUGCACUUCAUUAUUUGUGUUUUUUCCAUUCAAGCCCCAAAUUAUUGAACGCAAUUGAAAGCUUGAUCAAGCACGGCAUCAACUUGAACGCAGAGGUCGAGGAUGGACAGAAUGCGCUCCAUCUUUUGUGUCAGGUAAGUGAUGGAAGCCCAAACUUUGUCGACGUUAUUCAACUCUUGAUUCAACACGGCAUCGACACGAACGCGAAAAAUAAAAAUGGAUGCAAUGCGCUCCAUUUUUUGUGUAGAAACAAUCAAAACCCAAACUUAGUAGAUGCAAUUAAACUCUUGAUUCAACUCGGCGUCGACGUGAACGCGAAGGAUGACAAUGGACGAAACGGACUCGAUUAUUUGAAUUUUAAUCAUUCACACCCAUAUUUAGGUGUUGCAUUGUAUCGACAUACAUGCAACGACGCAAUUCGAAUCCUAAAGAAUGCAAUUAUUACUAAUAGUUCUAAACGGGAAUGUGGAGAAGAGGAAGUUGAAAACGUUAAGGUAAAAUCGGUUCUACCGAGUAAAAACGAAGUAGGCUCAUCAACUCACAACAGUAAAGACGUGAACACAACCGGCAAGGGUGAAAGGAAUGCACUUCAUUUUUUGUGUCAACAUCAUUCAAAGCCAAGCCUAAUCAAUGAAAUUAAACGCUUGAUUGAACAAGGAUACAACGCGAAUGCAAAGGACAAGGACGGAUGGAAUGCGCUCCAUUAUUUGUGUGGAUACAAUUCAAGUUCAAACUUAAUGGACGCAAUUCAAAUCUUAAACCAACAGAGAAUCGACGUGAAUGAAAAGACAAACGAUGGAUGGAAUGCGCUCCAUUUUUUGUGUCAAAACAAUUCCAGCGCAUACUUGAGGGACGCAAUUAAACUCUUAAUCCAACAAGGAAUCGACGUGAAUGCAAAGGACAAGGAUGGACGGAACGCGCUUCAUUAUUUAUGUCGACACAAUUCAAGCACAAAUUUAAGGGACGCAAUUCAAAUUUUAUUCCAAUACGGAAUCGAUGUGAACGAAAAGGACAAUGAUGGAUGGAAUGCGCUCAAUUUCUUAGUUAGAAAUAGCAUGGAUAAAUACUUGAAAUCGGACGUCUUUAGAUUUUUAAUCCGACACGGGGUUCAGGUGCAUAAUGAAAAUGAUGAGGCGAGUGCCAAGACGUUCAAGAAGUUGUUUCAAGACUUCUUCAAAGAAAACGAAAAUAAUGGAAAAAAAUGUUUUGACUUUCUGGUAGAGGAAAAAAUCCGUCUGGGAUGGCACGACGCAUGUGAACAUUGCCAACAAAUACUGUCGAUUGAGGAAAGUCCCCGAGCAAGAUUAUGGCACCACCAAAUGUUUAGCAGCUGCUACCUAGUGUUUGAUUCUCUCAUGGAAGAAUUAGAAAAAUGGGCAAAAUCCUCAAUCAAUAAAUUUGGAGAAUCAGAGCUAGAUAUAAAAAACCCAACAGAAUGGCUACGUGGAAUAGCAGAAGAGUACCAGCAAAAUACAACUGACAAAAGCUACAAAGAGGACUUUGAAGUAAUGGCUGAUGUCAGUGAACAAGUCAAAGACGGAAACAACUCGAGUCAUUUUAACUGUGACAACUACGAACGCUAUUUGAGAUCCAUGUAUUCGAUCGCAGAAAUGACUGACUCAAAAGAGUCUAUGGGACAUAUAAAAUGGUGUUAUCUUUUACCUUUUGAUUAUCCUAUUGACUAUAGCAAUGAUAAGACAUCAAUCAAGCAAGCGAAAAUCGAAUGGGACAAAACGCUUUUUAGCUGGGCUCACAGGGAAACUGACAAAGAUUACGGAAAGUUUAUGACAGAGGAUGCGAACGACGGCUUCUUUUUGCCGAAAGAGUUCAAAUACAAGUGUCAUGGCGAGCUUUAAUAUAAUGUCUUUUUGGGGUGUAAAUUUAGAAAUAGAGUUCAUGUUUUGUUUAGAAUAACCACAUUUUAUCUCUCUCUAGUUUGUAGGUUUUUUCCCCUUAUGUAAAGGUUUGAAACACACUUGGUUUGUGUAGUAAAAUACACUGUUUAAAAGGCA